This is a messenger RNA of Rhagoletis pomonella (apple maggot), 924 nucleotides long. RefSeq lists its product as uncharacterized. NCBI's taxonomy places the organism in Eukaryota, Metazoa, Arthropoda, Insecta, Diptera, Tephritidae. The transcript has a single exon. The record is from RefSeq and is a predicted model, not a curated record. The annotation marks the transcript as partial.
AUGGCACCAUCUAAGAAGAUUGACUCAGCUGAAGCCAAGAAGAAGCUUGAGUCUUUUGCUCAACAAAUAACCCAAACCAACAACUCUCUGACUUUCGAAGCCCUGUGCGAGUUCGACGAGACUGCAGUAGAGGUACGUAUCGAGCAAAUGGAUCGCCUGGAGAAAAGGUUCGAUGCCCUUCACAUGCAGCUAGAGGACAACGACGCUGAUGAUCUUUUGGCCACAUUCACCAACCAUUAUAUUGAGGCGAAAACUAAGCUGACACGCCAACUGCACGCUUGCCGAGCUUCAGUGGCUCCUAGUUCUACGUCGCGGCCGUUUUCUGGAGAUCAAUCAUCGUUCAUCGUCGCUCAACCGAAGCAACGGUUACCUGUACUGCAAAUACCAAAGUUCAGCGGUAACUAUGCAGAAUGGCCCGACUUUUUCUCGAUGUUCAACACCGUGGUCCAUCAAGACGUUGAUUUGACAAGAAUCGAGAAAUUCCAACACCUUCGAUUAAAUCUACGUGAUGCCGCCCUGGAUACAAUUCGGUCGUUAGAAAUAAGUGAACCCAACUAUGAUAAGGCCAUUUGUUUAUUGAAGGCUCGGUUCAAUAAUAAACGUUUGAAUUUCCAGGCUCAUAUCAGAGAUAUUGUUCAGCUGAAGAGGGUAGAGGGUGAAAAGGUAGCCAAACUUCGUGAACUCAGCGAUGCUCUAAAUGCUCACUUGCGCGCGUUGCAGACUGUGGGAACAAAGGAGCAGAUCGCCGACUGUUUAUUAAUUCAGCUAGUUUCUCAAAAGUUGGACAUCAAGUCUCGUGCCAAAUGGGAGGAGCAAACACCUGCAAACGAAAUACCAACGUGGGAUUCGAUGGCUACAUUUUUAGAACAACGCUGUCAGCGACUGGAAAAUGUAGAAAACGCUCUUGCGACGCCGGAAAAACAG